UGCAACACCAGAUGAAAGAAGAAAAGAACAGGAGAACAAAACCAACCUUAGCCUAAAACUGAACGUGGAAGAAAGUAAACGGUUCCUGGAAAAGAACCAAGCAGAUACGUUCUCAGGAAUCCUUCAGUACUUGGACAAAUCUGUUAAGGAGGCAGAACAGAUCAUAGAAUGCUAUGCAUUUUUACUAACAAACACUGUUAAUGAGAGACAUGUAAAAACAAAAAUCAAUUACAUUAUGUCCAACAUUGUCCUUUACCAUCUAAAAGAAAAAUCAAAACACGUGAAGAAGUACCAAGACCUCUGUGCUCUGCUUCAAGAAGUUCUCCAGGACGUAGGACUUCAACACCCCUUCCCAGAUCCUUAUUUUUUGGCUCUGCUGUUAUUCUGGCCAAGCCCUACAGAAGAAAACACUGAUAUAGCUAAAUAUGUUGUUGCAAUUCGAAAGUCUUCCCACAAGCAUCUGUCCAAGUUAUUUCAAAAGAGGAGUACCAUCGCCCACUUCUACUUGGGCAAAGAUGGAGGCCUGAAGAGGCUGGUUUCAAAACCUUCGCUGGACGAGGGUUUCCUGGAGAAGAUGGAACGAGAUGUUUUAGCCCAACUCUGGUGGAAUGGAGAAAUAUUUAAGGAAGAAGCCAUCAUGAGCCGUCUUUACAGGGUUAGGGGGACCAUUGAACAAGGAGAGGUGUAUGCCAACUAUGGCAAACAGAAGAUCCCAGUGCGUCCAGCUCGCCUCAGGGGAAUCAGAAGUGGUUUCAGUACUGAAAAGGUCUCUUUCUACAUUGGGUUUGCCAUUAAUGGACCGCUUGCAUAUGAUAUCAAGUAUGAAAACUAGAAACAAGCCCAAUAUGACCCAUGAAUCUGCAAACGGAACCUGGAUAAGCAGCAAAACGUCAAAGCUCACUGAUAUUGUUAUGGAAUUCCUGCAUUAUGAUUUAUUCUUCAGUGUGAGAGUCGUUAAAGACAGAUGUUGAUAGAAAGGCAGCUAAAGAAAGAGGAGAAGGAACCUUUUUCUCCUCUCAUCAAUAAGAUCCACUACCAACAAGGGAGACAAAUGGACCAAGAGAUCUUUGUGAAAGCCUCUGCUAGGUUUGAGACAAGUGUAUCCAUCCCUCAGGCAUUGGCAAGAUAUCUGUACAUUAAUGUGCGAGACUUUGCAGAGGCCCUAAAAUGGGCAGAGAAAGCUAAGAACAUUGAAGGAAACCCCUACACUGUCGACACAAUUGGUGAAAUCCAUAAAAGCAAUCUGAAGUCUAACAUCGAGGCUAAAAAGCAGGAUAUAUCACAGAACCCAGAAGAUCUGUACAGAAACAUUGAAAUAGCCAAGAAUGGCUGGAAAGCUUUUCAAAGGGCUCAGGAACUGUCAGAUCUUGAAAUUGAAAGAGAGAAAGAAGCUGCUGACGAUGACUUGGAAGACUAUCCCAUGAAAUCCUACAACAUUAAGGGCUAUGUGAGUAUGCUGGAUAUCUCCUUCCUGGUCUUUGACAUUCUGAGCAGGUUACCUUUCUUUGAAAAACAAAAUCCAAUGAAAAAACACUACUUACGAAGUUUCCUGAACGGCUGUAUCUCAAUCAACACCGUCUACAGAGAAAACAGCACCGUCAACACCAGAUAUGUAGAGAUCAUCAGAGAACAUGAACCCUUCCUGGUUGGACUCAAACCUGAAGUCAAAGAGAUUUUUGAUUUCUUGAACUCGUACUUCACCUACAUUAAGGGGAACUCUGAACUGGACAGGGUGAAUCACAGAACAGUAAGUGAUCAUUUUAGGAAAUAUGUGAACCUUUUUUGUGCAACACCAGAUGAAAGAAGAAAAGAACAGGAGAACAAAACCAACCUUAGCCUAAAACUGAACGUGGAAGAAAGUAAACGGUUCCUGGAAAAGAACCAAGCAGAUACGUUCUCAGGAAUCCUUCAGUACUUGGACAAAUCUGUUAAGGAGGCAGAACAGAUCAUAGAAUGCUAUGCAUUUUUACUAACAAACACUGUUAAUGAGAGACAUGUAAAAACAAAAAUCAAUUACAUUAUGUCCAACAUUGUCCUUUACCAUCUAAAAGAAAAAUCAAAACACGUGAAGAAGUACCAAGACCUCUGUGCUCUGCUUCAAGAAGUUCUCCAGGACGUAGGACUUCAACACCCCUUCCCAGAUCCUUAUUUUUUGGCUCUGCUGUUAUUCUGGCCAAGCCCUACAGAAGAAAACACUGAUAUAGCUAAAUAUGUUGUUGCAAUUCGAAAGUCUUCCCACAAGCAUCUGUCCAAGUUAUUUCAAAAGAGGAGUACCAUCGCCCACUUCUACUUGGGCAAAGAUGGAGGCCUGAAGAGGCUGGUUUCAAAACCUUCGCUGGACGAGGGUUUCCUGGAGAAGAUGGAACGAGAUGUUUUAGCCCAACUCUGGUGGAAUGGAGAAAUAUUUAAGGAAGAAGCCAUCAUGAGCCGUCUUUACAGGGUUAGGGGGACCAUUGAACAAGGAGAGGUGUAUGCCAACUAUGGCAAACAGAAGAUCCCAGUGCGUCCAGCUCGCCUCAGGGGAAUCAGAAGUGGUUUCAGUACUGAAAAGGUCUCUUUCUACAUUGGGUUUGCCAUUAAUGGACCGCUUGCAUAUGAUAUCAAGUAUGAAAACUAGAAACAAGCCCAAUAUGACCCAUGAAUCUGCAAACGGAACCUGGAUAAGCAGCAAAACGUCAAAGCUCACUGAUAUUGUUAUGGAAUUCCUGCAUUAUGAUUUAUUCUUCAGUGUGAGAGUCGUUAAAGACAGAUGUUGAUAGAAAGGCAGCUAAAGAAAGAGGAGAAGGAACCUUUUUCUCCUCUCAUCAAUAAGAUCCACUACCAACAAGGGAGACAAAUGGACCAAGAGAUCUUUGUGAAAGCCUCUGCUAGGUUUGAGACAAGUGUAUCCAUCCCUCAGGCAUUGGCAAGAUAUCUGUACAUUAAUGUGUAGUUAAUUAAUCAUGGAGUUAAUGUUUAGUUGGACCUUUCUUCUAAAGAAGCUUCAUCUCUCAGCUAAUUACUCAUACAUUAAGACUGUAUUACUAAAAAGAAGACUUAUAGACAGAAUUUCAUAAUGUGGUCGACCAUAGGUCUGCGUUUUGGAACAUGGUCAGAGAGUAAGUGACUCAUAUUACUUCUGCUUUAACUGACCAGCUGUACAAAGUACCAUGGAUCAUUAUCUGGAGAAAUUAUAUUUCCAAAACCUUUCAAAAGUCAUUUUGAUAAUGUAAUAUUGUGUAAUAAAGGUG
This is a messenger RNA of Fundulus heteroclitus (mummichog), 3230 nucleotides long. Its product is annotated as sterile alpha motif domain-containing protein 9. Gene Ontology annotation, cellular component: cytoplasm. The coding region runs from base 965 to 2617 and encodes 550 amino acids. The record is from RefSeq and is a predicted model, not a curated record. Lineage: Eukaryota; Metazoa; Chordata; Actinopteri; Cyprinodontiformes; Fundulidae. The transcript has a single exon.